CCUCAGGCCAAGCCGGGCCUUCUCACAUACAGUGUGAGUGCAGAUGCUGAUGAGCUGGGGUGGGGGGUGGGGGGCGCCCCAGAUGCCAGCGUGUGGGAGGACGGCCCAGCCCUGGGCAGCAGGAGUCCUCAGCUGCCUUUUCCUGGGAAGGAGGUGGGAGAAGGCUGACCGCUUAGCUCGGCGGAGUGGGAGCCCUCUCCUCCCGUGUCCCUCCCACCCCACCUGCAGGGUGCACACAGGUGAGAGGACAGCUGGCCUCACCCUGAUGCCCUGCAGUGUUUCUCGUGGGUGUGGGCCUGGCCCCGUCUCGGGGCUGAGCGCUCACUCCCCUGGGGCUGUGGCGGCUCUGUGUCAGCAUCUGCACAUUCUAGGUCGGCAUCACGGCUAAGCGGUCCCCACGGCGCUUCCUAAGAAGCUGGACCGACGUGGUCCUGCGAUCGAGUUCCUUCUUGCUGCCCCCCUGGCUGUCUUCCAGCCCGGCGUUCCCACUGCCUGGCUUUCCUCCCGCCUGAGUGACAGGCAGCACUGAGGGGGUGGGGGGCGCGAGGGCUUGCUGCCGUGGCCCAAGCACAUCUGUGUCCCCUGGCUGUCCUCGUGAUGUGGCAUCAGGACACAUCCAGGACAGUGCCAGGAGCUCAGGGCUGCAAAGAGCCUCGGGUGCCUGAGCGCGUGCCCAGGGCCGUGAGGAUCCCUGCUCAGCAGUCAAGAGCCUAAGCAAGGCCCCUCUGUCGCCACGCUCAGGCACCGUCCCACGGCUGGUGACACUCAACCUGGACAGCUUUGGCCCUGCCUCGUCCAAUGAGUCUUGGCCCUUGGAGCCCUGCGGUUUCCUCUCCCAGAGCUUUUCAUGAUCUCACUCUUGAGAAUUUUGUGGGUGGAGUGUCUCCAGGGCCCUCUGCGCUGCCCCCGCGUCCCCAGAGCAGCUGAGGCACUGUCACCACAUGGCCGUGAGAUGGGCAGGCUGGGGCUUUUGCUGGGCGCGGUGCCGCGGGGCCAGCACGGGUCCUGGGGAGCCACGGCCACUGCUGCACCGGCAUCCUGGGUUCUGCGGGGAGUGCCUCCAGCCGUGCCUGCAGGUCCCGUCCCCACUGUGCCCGCUGUGCCGCCUGCCGUUCGACCCCAAGAAGGUGGACAAGGCUGCCCACGUGGAGAAGCAGCUCUCGUCCUACAAGGCGCCCUGCAGGGGCUGCAACAAGAAGGUGACGCUGGCCAAGAUGAGGGUGCACGUUUCCUCCUGCAUGAAGGUCCAGGAGCAAAUGGCCAACUGCCCCAAAUUCGUCCCCGUGGUGCCCACAUCCCAGCCCAUCCCCAGCGCCGUCCCCAACAGGUCCACCUUCACUUGCCCCUACUGUGGCGCCCGAAACCUGGACCAGCAGGAACUGCUGAAGCACUGUGUGGACAACCAUCGCAGCGACCCCAACCGCGUGGUGGGUGGAACCCCGCCCCCCCACCCCGGGACCCAGGGAGGGGGCUGCUCCCGCCCGAGCGCUGCCUCAGCAGGGCCCUCUGUUCCAGGUGUGCCCCAUCUGCUCCGCCAUGCCCUGGGGGGACCCCAGCUACAAGAGCGCCAACUUCCUGCAGCACCUGCUACACCGGCACAAGUUCUCCUACGACACCUUUGUGGAUUACAGCAUCGAUGAGGAAGCGGCCUUCCAGGCGGCCCUGGCCCUGUCUCUCUCCGAGAACUGAAGGCACAGCCCAGCCCCGGGACCUGAGCCCUCCCGCCUCGGGGGACGGGGCCGUGCGGGCUCCCUGAGGCCCAGCGCCUGCGUGGGAGUGGGAGUGCGCCUCGGGGACCAGGCGGGGCCUCCGUUGUCGCAGGAGGGGCGGCCCCCGAGCCCGCCCGGGCCGCGUCCUCACGGGGCGGCCACCAGUGCUCCUGGCCGGGCAUUGCUGGUUUCUUCGGUGCUUCGAGCUGAGCAGGUGGCCCUGGUAGGGCCGGCUCGUUGGGCCUGGGAGCAGUCGACUGUCUGUCUGUCUGUCUCAAAGCCAUGAUGUCCUCCCCGUACGCACGGAGACCCGUCCUGCCCACGCUGCGUCCCGCAGGCCUGGCCGCUGCACGGGAAGCGCGGGAGGGGAGCCCUGGCCGGCAUCUGGCAGCGCUUUCCCUUUGCGCGCACGGUACCGGCUUUUGUGAUACCUGGAGAUUCUGGCCUUUUUCUACGUCACCCAGUGUGAGAACCUUUUCACAUUUUAUAGAACAGCUACUCUACAAACCGCAAUCCCGCGUUUGACCAGGGGCAAUAGUAUUUUUAUGGAACAUUUACAGAAUUAUAUUUUUUAAAAAAAAAAGCAAUCAAAAAUAAACAGUGGUGGGGUCAGUGCAGGGGAGGGAAAGAGGCGGGCAGACCUCGGAGCCCUAGCGCGGCCGCGGGGCUUUGCUGGGGGGCCCGCAGGACCGCAGUGGCCAGGGUCCCUUUCAUAGUCGCCAGGAAGAAGCCCCCAGUGCCCCCCUGGCUGCUCACAGUGCAGGCCUCCUCCGGCCAGGGUCCUGGCCUCGGCCCCGCUGUCACCUUCCCAAGCGGACCACGGACCACGGACCGUGUAGGCCACCCCGGGGGACGACAGGCGGGGCUGGAAGACGCCAUCUCACUCUUUUCGGUUCACGGCAUAAAUUAUUGCUCUUUUAAAAAAAAAACGUAAAUAAAACAUUUCAAAGCA
This is a messenger RNA of Leopardus geoffroyi (Geoffroy's cat), 2661 nucleotides long. It is a transcript of the gene RNF166, whose product is annotated as ring finger protein 166. The coding region runs from base 942 to 1640 and encodes 232 amino acids. Lineage: Eukaryota; Metazoa; Chordata; Mammalia; Carnivora; Felidae. Gene Ontology annotation, molecular function: ubiquitin protein ligase activity. The record is from RefSeq and is a predicted model, not a curated record. The transcript has 5 exons. Gene Ontology annotation, biological process: protein polyubiquitination; ubiquitin-dependent protein catabolic process.